AUGGCGACUUCUAGUCAAUCCAUGUGUGAGGGAAAGAAAUCGUCAGAUGUAACGAUUAAAGAAGGAGACCAUGUGAUUUUAAAGAAAAGAAAGACAGUUCGAGUUUUCCAGAUCCGAAAGAAACGAGAUAUAUGGCUUGACAAGAUGAAGUUUACCCUUGAUGGAGCUAUUGGUCAUGUCUAUGGAUCAAACUUUGAGGUCAAGAGUGGACAGAUGCAUAAGAUACAGAAAACAUUUAAAGAAUCAGAAGUUUUAGGUUCAGAGAAAGGAACAGAUAACAGGAACUUGCAUGAUCUGGACAGCAAUCAGAAGUUAUCACGGGAAGACAUUGAGAAGAUGAAAAAAGAAGGAGCUAAAGGAGAGGAAAUCAUUGGGCAGCUUAUAGAAAACAGUACAACUUUUAAAGGAAAGACAGAGUUUGCUCAAGAGAAAUGGGUCAAAAAGAAAAAGCAAAAACAUGUGGCAGAGUUUACAGUGCUAAAACCAAACACCAGGUUAAUGUGCCAGAUGUACCAUGAAAAGUCACCAGCAAAGAUUCUUAACAUUAGAAUGGACACACUGGCACAGAUUCUGACCUAUGGAAAUGUCCAUGCCUAUACAAAUGUAGCUGUGGUGGACACAUGCUCGGGACUGGUAGUGGGGGCUGUCAUGGAAAGAUUGGGAGGGUACGGAAAAGUAAUACACUUCCACCCUGGUGACAGACCAGUAAG
Saccostrea cuccullata (small rock oyster) is the source of this 710-nucleotide messenger RNA. RefSeq names its product tRNA (adenine(58)-N(1))-methyltransferase non-catalytic subunit TRM6-like. NCBI's taxonomy places the organism in Eukaryota, Metazoa, Mollusca, Bivalvia, Ostreida, Ostreidae. Gene Ontology annotation, biological process: tRNA methylation. The record is from RefSeq and is a predicted model, not a curated record. Gene Ontology annotation, cellular component: nucleus; tRNA (m1A) methyltransferase complex.